UGACUUCUGAUCAGGACACUAAGGUCGUGGCUGAACCGCAGGGCCAGCGAGUCCAGGAAGGGAAAGACAGCGCUCAUCUGAUGAAUGGUCCCAUAUCUCAAACCACUUCUCAGACCAGCUCCAUCCCAGCUUUGAGUCAGUUUCCAGGAAGUAGCCCCUGAGAGACCUGGUGAUCCUGGACCAGAACACUCCCCGGGUCCAGCGAUGGUCGAGAGGCAGCGAUGGGCUGGCUGCAGCCUGAAACGUGGGAGCAUGCAGCUUGCAGAUAAAGAAUUGUCUUUGCAGAUUGAGAGUUGUUCAUCUUCUCGGGAUAAGGAUAAAAUGAGCAUUUUUGCAGAUGAGGGUUGUGGACAGAGGGCUUUUGAACGGAGAUCUUCACAUCCGGUAGACCCGCGUGUGGAUCCCGAGCCUGGCAAGGCCGAAGCACGUAUCUGUGAUUUAACUGGUGCACCGCCCGACACAAACACGGAGCGAGUAUUCCAAAGAAUGGGUGCCCCGGCCCUCAGAAGCUCACGGGAAGUGCCCCCGGAUGGGAAGGCUCUUGAUGGCUCCAGAUGUCUUAAGAGUAACUCCGUCUCCUCCGCGUUUGUUUUUGCCUGCACUGAAGAAGAAAGUGAAACUGGCCGGAAUUUUAAAACAGAAGAUGAAAUGUGUGUGAAGAGUGCAGAGAGUGACCAGCAAAGAUUAGCAGGUGCCGUCAGAGAGUCCCUGAAAGCCAGUCUCAGAGAGACCAGUGAGAACGUCGGAGGAAAGGCAAAGUCAGACUGGAAAGCCACCUUUAACUGGGACACCAGUACAGCAGCACGCAGGGCAGCACCCAGUCAGGACACACGGGCUCAUAGUAGGUCCGACAGAACAGAGCGCCCCGGUGCUAGAACCAGCCACGGAGAAGCAAGUGAUGAAGCCUGCGGAGUGAAGGACCACAGACAUGAAGUUCUUGAUCCUGUGCCACCACUACACCAGAGUUCAAGUUCAGGUGAGCAGAGGUCACAAGUACUUGAAGAGAAGGACUCUGCUAACAGCGGUGAAAAUGCGGGACCAGGACCGGAGCAGCGUUUCUCAGAGUUGGUGGAGGAAGGUUCUGACACCUCGGGUGGCAGCACGUCGGGGACAAGCAGGCCAGCACUAGCAGGUAAGGGAGGGGAGACGGGCAGCCUUGACAGGCGCGGGACAAGCAUGCGCGCACCUUGUCUGCAGCUAAGAGGUGCCGAGCCCACGUUUGAUGGCCCUGCAUUUAGCAGCGGAGUGGCUUUUGUGGGAAGCCCUCAGGUGACUUUUGGAGAAAUGGAGUUAGGUGAGACUCUUGAGGGAUAUUCCUGUGUGACCGGUGUUGAUCCUGCCCACGUGGACAGAUCCACAGACCCUCCUCACCAGGCGCUACAGGUCAUUCCCGCCAUCCCAGGUGGCGGUGCAGAAAUGGUGGCACCACACUGUGGGGACCACGUUCUGUCACUCACAGAAGACGCCGUGACGAUACCUGGAAGUCUCGCAAGAGGAGGGUUGCAGGGCUUCCCAGAGGGAUGGUACUCCCAGUUUUCGAGUGAACUCACCUGUUACCCAGUGGGAGGGUUUGCGAGUCAGACAUUUUCCGGAGGACUGGCUGACGGCUGCACCAGCUAUCCAGAGGCCUGUCCGUGGGCUCGUGCAGUUGGGAAAGACGCUUUAGAAGAGGAACAGAUGCCUGAUGAGUGUCUGCACAGGAAGCCGCCAGACUUAGAGGUCGCUUUGUUCUGGAUGGAGAAGCCAUAUCAGCUACCAGUGGCAGAAGACGCUGCAAUUUGGGGAUGGCAGAAUAGAGGCGGACAUUUAGUACCGACAGCCAAGGUUUCAGAGCUAAACCCUAAUGCUAAAGUGUGGGGGACCCCCGUGCUGCGUUUGGAAGCGGGCAGUGCGGCGGAUGGCGGUGUGAGUGCAAACUGGGAGGAGCCGGCUGGGCCUUGCACAGCCUGCGGCCAGGAGGGAUUGGAUGCCAAUGGUGAUGGUGACAAAGGUCAUGAGAGUGUGGCGCUGUCGGAUUUGCAGGAGCCGGACCGACCAGCUGUGAGCACGUCGGCUCUGGACCGCUCAGAGUAUGAAUCUCCGCCGGAAAACAGCGAGACUGGAGGAAAUGAGUCUCAACCAGAAACCCAGGAGGACCCCCGAGAAGUACUCAAAAAGACAUUGGAGUUCUGCUUGUCUAGGGAGAACCUUGCUAGUGACAUGUACCUUAUAUCGCAGAUGGACAGUGAUCAGUACGUGCCAAUCACCACGGUAGCUAACCUGGACCACGUCAAGAAGCUCAGUACUGACAUGAACUUGAUUGUUGAAGUGCUGAGGUCUUUACCUUUAGUCCAAGUGGACGAGAAGGGAGAAAAAGUAAGGCCAAAUCAGAACCGCUGCAUCGUGAUACUGCGUGAAAUCUCCGAGUCCACCCCUGUGGAAGAAGUAGAAGCACUGUUCAAAGGAGACAAUUUACCGAAAUUCAUAAACUGUGAAUUUGCCUAUAAUGAUAAUUGGUUUAUUACAUUUGAAACAGAAGCUGAUGCACAGCAGGCUUACAAAUAUCUUCGAGAAGAAGUCAAGACUUUUCAAGGAAAACCAAUUAAGGCACGGAUAAAAGCAAAGGCAAUAGCUAUAAACACAUUUUUGCCAAAGAAUGGAUUUAGACCUCUGGACAUGAGCCUUUACGCGCAGCAGCGCUACACAGCCUCCUUUUACUUACCUCCGGUCUACAGCCCUCAGCAGCAGUUCCCCCUGUACAGCCUGAUUGCUCCCCAGACGUGGUCGGCCACACACAGCUAUCUUGAUCCGCCGCUGGUAACUCCAUUUCCAAAUACUGGAUUUAUAAAUGGGUUUACGUCUCCAACCUUCAAACCUGCAGCGUCUCCUCUGACUUCGCUCAGACAGUACCCUCCAAGAAGCAGGAAUCCUAGCAAAUCUCAUCUACGCCAUGCCAUUCCCAGUGCAGAGAGAGGACCUGGACUGUUAGAAAGCCCUUCGAUAUUUAACUUCACUGCAGACCGUCUAAUUAAUGGCGUUCGGAGCCCACAGGCACGGCAGACAGGUCCUCCUAGAACACGGAUACAGAACCCUCCCGCCUACGCCAAGAGGGAGGUUGGGUCUGGUCGCGUGGAGCAGAGCAGCGCGGAAUCUCCCCCUGGUUUAGGGAGAGGGAGGAAGAAUUCCUUUGGUUACCGGAAGAAACGGGAGGAGAAGCUGACAAGGAGUCAAACUCAGUCUCCAACGCCACCAAAGCCCCCGUCCCCGAGCUUUGAAUUAGGACUGUCCAACUUCCCUCCGCUGCCAGGAGCGGCAGGCCACCUGAAGACCGAGGACCUGUUUGAAAACAGGCUGUCUAGCUUCUUAAUUGGAUCAUCAAAAGAAAGGGGCCUGAAUGCGGACGCAAGCACGAACACGCUCCCCGCAGUGAGCCCCAGAGAGCCCUUAGCGCCAGCUGCCUGCACCCUGUCUGCAGCCUAUGGGCGCUCCCCCUCCCCCUCCCCCUCCCACCUGCCUGAGGAUCCCAAGGUGGUGGAGAAGCAGAGGGAGACCUCGAAUGUGGACAGACUUCCUUCUGCCCUCACUACAACAGCGAGUAAAUCGGUGCAAGUGAAUGGCGCUGCCACGGAAUUGCGAAAACCCAGCUAUGCGGAAAUUUGUCAGAGGACGAGUAGAGAGCCUCCGUCUUCCCCGUUGCAGCCCCCGAAAGAACAAAAGCCAAAUGCUGUUGGUUGUGGGAAGGAAGAAAAGAAGCUCGCCGAGAGAGAGCCCUGUGCCCCCAAGUCCAACCCGGGACCACCCAAAGACCAGAGGAGGCCGCCAGGCCGCCGGCCCUCGCCCCCAGCGGCCGGGAAGCGUCCACACAGAGAACAGAGCACCCCUCCCAAGUCCCCUCAGUGAGCGCCGAGGUCUGGGAGGGCUGUGAGGAACUGAGGUCGCCACAACUCAGCACUGUCCCACUCGGGGCCGAGAGUGAGCCGCUGGUUAGGAGCUUGCAGCGUAGACGGGCCGCUGAGGUGCCUGCAAGUGGUGUUUCUUCCGUGAGUCGGAUUUUCCCCCCUCUUGAAAAAAAAUCUAUUUUUCAGGAUUUAAUUAAUAUAAACCUUAUUUUAGGUUGGUGCUUAACUGGAGGUGAUGCAUAAGUCUGAUUUUUUUCAGGAUAGUAAAUGCAUUUAUCCUAACAAAUUGAUAUUUUUAUUAAGCCUCCAUGUGGCUAUGAAUGCAAGCUCUAUAUAUAGUGAGUUUUUCUAAAUUAAGCGGAACUAUGCUACUUCAUUUUUUAAAAUAACUGGUUAGCAAGUGCAUAUCUCUGAGAUGUCCAGACCGACGGGUGGGCUGCAGACGGCUGGGAUCGAGGUUUGGAGGCAACACAGUCAGUGUGGCCUGGAGAAGGGGUGGGGUCAGGUGGUGCCCUCGCUGGCAUGGGAGUUGUACUUCAUUCAGAAUCUUAGCAAGUGACGCUAGCAGUUGUUUGGGUUUUUUUUUUUGUUUGUUUGUUUUGGCUUUUUUUUUUUUUUUUUUUAAGUAUAGCCUGUUUUUGACCUACUGGGCAAGAUGCACCCAAGAGAGCCCUGAAACCGUGAGUUUUUAUGUGCUGCAAGCAAGUAACCAGCCUCUCAAUCCAGACUCCGUGGCUGUUGUGUAAGAUAGAGUCAAAGCACAUUGUGAAUAGAACCUACAUGAAAACGUAAACCUGGUUGCCCACCGACGCGUCACCGCGAAAUUGUACCCUGAUGUUGUCUUGCUCCCGCGAGCCGGCCCGGAGGGCUCGGGAGCCACCGUGGCUCUUGCCGUGGCUCCCGCGGCUCCCCCGCAUUAGCUCCGUGGGAGCCUCCCCGUGCCUCCGUGUCGGCACACAGUGGAAGUGUUACUUAAGUCGUGAGAGAGGUGUGUGCGGUGCCCGUGGCGGUGAGGCCAACAGUUCCCUCCGAGACGAGGGUCUCACUGACUCCCUUCCGGAAGUGCUGCACUCUGAAGAACACGCAUGCACUAGCGCUAGCAGUGGAUAAUAAAGUUCAAUAUAAAUUAUUUUGUUUUAAAAUGCCUAAAUUCUUUCUUUAAGUAUUCUAAGCAGCAGACAUUAAAAUAUUUCCUGCUAAAUGUAACCAUACAGUUUAUUCCACAAAAUGUUAUUUAACAAGACUGAGGUGUUUGUUUUUUUAAAAUUAUUUCCAUCCAAUAUUUAAAGACUUGAAUUUUAUUUAAACUUGAAAAUGACUUUGCCUUAACUUUUGUAGAAGACAGCUUAGAGUUGGCGGAGACCGGCCCCUGGGUGGGCGCGAGUGGGCUCCAGAGCCGCUCUGUCACGUGGGGCCGCCGCCGCCGGGGUUUCUGAGUGAGCGCUCCGUAGUGUGGGAGCUGGGCUGGCAGCGGUGUCUGUGAUGUACCCUGAAGAUCUGCAACAGUUGACCUUUCUCAGAUUGUUGAGAAAUCCUGUAAAUGCAAAUAGUCGAUACUGUAUUAAAUAUGUGCACUUGGGAGUGUGUGCUUUGCUUGUACAGUUGUAAAUAAUCAGAACAUAUUAAAAAGGUACCCUAAAGAGAAAAAUCUGAUAAAAAUUAUUGAUAUAUUAUAAAUGUUGCUAUUGAGCUGGAUGUAGAUAAAACUAAAUGUUGUGGUUUGAAUAUUAUUUUAAUUUGUUGAGGUGUUUUUCUUUUCCUCUUAUGCUGGUGUGUUGGACUGAUUCUCCUCUUUGCUGCUGCAGAAGGGAAACGGAAAGUCCUGUUAAAGCCUUCCGAUGUCUUCAUGCUCUUCUUAAAAGUCUGUAAAUAUGUACUAAUCAUAGCUAAUGUGAAAGCAUAAUGUAGGAAGCAGAAACUGGCAGGAUCUUCAGGAGAACGUAAAAGAUAAUCUACUUAAAAUCAUAAAUAGCUACGCGCGAUUCGCCCUGCCAGAGGAAAACACGCCCUGGUGAGCUUGACCGUGUCCUUCAGAGAAGCUGCCAGUACUCAGAUUUUACUUAGAAAAAACAGUGCUAGUAUGUUGCAGAUGCCUGUAAAAGGAACAUGGGGAUUCGUUUUUUUGUAGUUGAGGGAUUGUGGACUUAAAAAAUCAGGAAGAAUUGACCUCUGACACCCCAGCUAAUGAGUACUGUGAGAAGAGUUGGAAAGGCGAGCCACAGGAGGUCCGCACUGAGCGGUCUUUGCUGGAGGAGGGAGCGGAUGCCGUCAGCCUUCAUCAUCCCCGAGCCGCAGACCUGUGGAGCUGAGACACUGGUUUUCAGGAGUGCCGUGUCCUUCCCCCGGCCGGGGGGUGUGUGUGCUAGAGCCAGCUGUAGCCAUCUACUGCACACGGGACGGAGGUGGUCACUCGUGACAGCAACGGGGCACGGCUAGCCAGUGUGGCGGCCGUCCCCCCGCACCCACGCCUGCACCGUACUGCAGCUCUUGUCCUCGUGGCCAGAGUCUGUCGCAUCCAGAUUUGCAACCUCGCUCUGGUGUUAUUUUUAUAGCACUCUUUUUAAUUAAGCAAAGAUGAUAUGCCAAAUAGCUAUAUUAUGUCCAAAAAAGCCCAUCUUUCUGAGAUCCUUGUGAGAUCUUACACUCACAGAAAAGGAGGGGAGCCCACACAAGGGGAGGCUGGGACGCAGCACGGGGGGCGGCCGCUCUGGCGCAAGCAGCCAGCAGUCUGAGGCUUUUGUCCAUUUCUAGAAACGUCACUCUUUCCUCGGCAGUACCUCAGGGUGUAGAGUCAGAUACGGCAAUCACAAAUGACGUUUUAACUUGUAAAAUUGUGUGAGGAUACUUCUAAUUUGGAAAUAGAGGGAUGAGAAUCUGGCCCCAUUUCACCAGACAUGAAUUUCAAGUAGAGUAGUUGCUUUUUAAGAGUUGGUGUCCUGAUGUUCCUGGUCUGGCCCUCCUGUCCCCGCAUCACUGAUUGUCACUAGCGGGUGGCAGGAAAUGUUUCCUGUUGCUGGAUUAGCCAGGAGCACAAGGUUUACAUUUAAACACCGGCUCCGUUUGUUCCGAGGGCAGCGGGCGAGGAAGGUGCGCGUCUGUGCCUGCCGCCUGCGAGCUGCAGUCGUGCUCUCGUGCACUUGGUGGCCUGUCACCCGGAGCGCAGCAGACAAUCCAAGUCAGGAGCAGAGCGGGAUGUAAUACGGAAGCUUUCUUGAGGGCUUUUGUUUUUGUUCUACUUUUCAUUAAGACUGGAAUCAAGCUUACAUGUAAACUAUUGGUAAUUUAAGUUUCCUUUUGUGUCAUUCAGUGUAAAACUGUCUAAUUUGAAAAAUGUAGGUUAUGAAAAAUAAAGAUUUAGGCACUGUUCAA
Messenger RNA from Felis catus (domestic cat), 7247 nucleotides. RefSeq names its product La ribonucleoprotein 4B (gene LARP4B). Lineage: Eukaryota; Metazoa; Chordata; Mammalia; Carnivora; Felidae. The transcript has 18 exons. Bases 205 to 3879 code for a protein of 1224 amino acids. Gene Ontology annotation, cellular component: cytoplasmic stress granule; cytosol. Gene Ontology annotation, biological process: positive regulation of translation. Gene Ontology annotation, molecular function: mRNA 3'-UTR binding. The record is from RefSeq and is a predicted model, not a curated record.